AUGGCAAAUGUAUGUCCACUGCUCAUUCGACCAUCAUUUACUGGUCACACUUAUCAUGAUUUUCAAUUACAAUUUGAAUCUCCAACAACCAAUUGUACUGUAGAUCCUAUACAAAAUCUACUUCUUAUUCAUUUUUCUCGUAUAUCAAAUUUAACAUCAAAUAAUAUAUCAUAUGCUCUAUAUGAUCUAGCAAAACCUAAUAAUGAAUCACCACAUGUACAAGUUUUUCCUAAUGAUCGUGUUAAUUUUUGUGUACGAUCAGCAUUUAAUACAGGUCAAAAUGAUAUAACAUGUCAUGAAUUUUAUAUGGUAACAAUGUUAACAUCACUAGAUAGAACAUUAUGGCCAUUAUUAAUUAUAUUUGGUUAUAUAAUUAUAUUAUUAAUAGCAAUGUUUACUUCUUUAGUAUCACAAAUAUUUGAUAAAUUAUCUCAAACAAUUUUUUCAGGUUCAAUAACAAAAAAAUUAUUACAAACUCGAGAUAUAUUUUCAUUUUUACCAACAUCACAACGAAACUUACAUGAUAUUGGCUUAACAAAAUUUGAUGAAAAAAAAGAAUUUUCAAAAGCACUUGAUUUAAUUGCAAAAGAUUGUCGAACAAAUACAGGUGCAUAUAUUAUUCAAACAUCAAAAUUCGAUGAACCUAUUUGUCUGGAUUAUUUCUAA
Molecule: messenger RNA, 666 nt
Organism: Rotaria sordida
Lineage: Eukaryota; Metazoa; Rotifera; Eurotatoria; Philodinida; Philodinidae
Source: the annotation of a GenBank genome assembly